UUAGCUUGUGAAAGGGACUUUUAUUUUGGAACGGCGAUGUGACGUCAUAAGGCCGCUCCGGCGUCUGUUGUGAUUCAGCUGAAGAAAGCUUUACAGAGCGUCCAAACACAGAGAAACUCUGAAGAAACUCUGAAAACUGCUGAAGGGACUGAGAUCCACGGGACACUAUUAUUAUAAAGAUGGCGUUUAUUAAAGUGGAGAGUGAAGACCUGAAGAUUGAAGAAGUAUUCAGUGUCAAACAAGAAGAAACUGAGGAUCAAACAGGUCUGAUGACACUGAAAGAGGAGAUUGGAGUUCUGAAUGAAACGGAAGAUAAAUAUAAGCUUGAAAAACACCAUGAGUUCAUAACUGAAGAAAAAACGUUUACUUGCCCACCGGCUGAAGAGAUAAGAAGCUGUGAAAAGAAGAAUUUUACCUGUCAACAGUGCGAGAAAAGUUUUAACCUAAAAGGAGGCCUUACCAGGCACAUGAGAACUCACACUGGAGAGAAACCUUACACCUGCAAACAGUGUGGAAGCAGUUUCAGUCUAUGUGGAAACCUUAAAAUCCACAUGAGAGUUCACACUGGAGAAAACCCUUUCACCUGCCAACAGUGUGGAAAGAGUUUCACACAAAAAGUAAACCUUACCAGGCACAUGAGAACUCACACUGGAGAGAAACCUUACACCUGCAAACAGUGUGGAAGCAGUUUUAGUCUAUAUGAAAACCUUAAAAUCCACAUGAGAACUCACACUGGAGAAAACCCUUUUACCUGCCAACAGUGUGGAAAGCGUUUCACUCAAAAAGUAAACCUUAACAGGCACAUGAGAACUCACACGGGAGAGAAGCCGUUCACAUGCCAACAGUGUGGAAACAGUUUCAGUCUAUAUGAAAACCUUAAAGUCCACAUGAGAGUUCACACUGGAGAAAACCCUUUCCCCUGUGAACAGUGUGGAAAAAGGUUCAACCGAAAAGUAAACCUUAAAUACCACAUGAGACUUCACACUGGAGAAAACCCUUUCACCUGCCAACAGUGUGGAAAAAGUUUCACUCAAAAAGUAAGCCUUAACAGGCACAUGAGAACUCACAUUGGAGAGAAGCCUUAAACAUGCCAACAGUGUGGAAACCAUUUCAAUCUAUUGUGGAAACCUUAAAAUCCUCAGAAUGUCAAGACUGACCAAUCACAAUCAAGUAUUCCACAGAGAAAAGGGAAAAUAAAAAAAGGGAAAAUAAGAGCAUAGCAAAAGUGGCAAAUAUUAAACCGUGGAUUCACUUAAAUGUGAAUUAAUGUGAUUGACAUUAGCCUGUAUUGUCUCUUACUGUACCUUUUGUUAAUAAUUUUUUUUAUAGAUUGUACUCUAAUAAACAAGAGUAAUCAACAUCUAAAUGAAUACCAUCAAUGACAAAGUAAUAAAGUGCAUAAGAUGCAAGUAAGUUGGGGGUUGCAA
Molecule: messenger RNA, 1427 nt
Organism: Carassius auratus (goldfish)
Lineage: Eukaryota; Metazoa; Chordata; Actinopteri; Cypriniformes; Cyprinidae
Product: gastrula zinc finger protein XlCGF8.2DB-like
Exons: 3
Coding region: 180-1085 (301 amino acids)
Biological process (GO): regulation of transcription by RNA polymerase II
Molecular function (GO): RNA polymerase II cis-regulatory region sequence-specific DNA binding; DNA-binding transcription factor activity
Source: RefSeq, a predicted model, not a curated record